Petromyzon marinus (sea lamprey) is the source of this 453-nucleotide messenger RNA. NCBI's taxonomy places the organism in Eukaryota, Metazoa, Chordata, Hyperoartia, Petromyzontiformes, Petromyzontidae. The record is from RefSeq and is a predicted model, not a curated record.
GUCGGCUGUUGUUGUUGUCGGCUGUUGUUGGCACCGCCGCCGCAGACGUGCGAGUCAGCGUUUGCGACGCGCGACCGCCUUCGCGCCCACAUGGUGCGCCACGAGGAGAAGGUGCAGUGUCACGUGUGCUCCAAGCUGCUGAGCCCAUCGUACAUAGCGGACCACAUGCACAUGCACAAGCAGGGAGGCCCCCUCGACGGCCUCUGCAGCAUCUGCAGCAAAGAGUCGUGCAAGCACAUGGGCUGGAGCAGCCCCGAGAAGAAACACCCUUGCCCGCAGUGCGGAACCCUCUUCAAGACCAAGUCGCACCUCAACCGUCACGUGCAGCACGUCCACCUGGGCAAGUCCAAAUCCUCCUCCUCCUCCUCCUCGUCGGUCGUCGUCGGAGGAGGAGGAGGAGGAGGAGGGGGGGGCGUGCCGGGGGGCUCGGCGGGGGGGGUCAAGUCCGGGGGC